AAAUGUAUACGUGUCUGGCAUAAUCCAGGAAGACACUUUCUGUUCCAUGCUGGCCAGUCUUGGUAUGAGUCAUCGUUGACCUUUCAUUUGACCUUCCACAUUACAGGGUGAUCUUAUUAACACACCAUCAGUAAUUUCCCUCGCUGGAGAUGUGUUUUCAUUGGACUUAAGGGUUUCAGUGGGAUGGAUACAUGUACAUGUAUGUCUUCCGGUAAUAGCCACAGUGUACAUGUACAUGUACAUAUAAACGGAUUGAAUCAAGUUGCUUCAUACUGCAGCUGUACCAAAGGAACACCCACGCACUUGAAGAAUACUAAAUUUGCCAUGUUCAAGUUACAGUGUACAUGUACGCGUAUGCAUUUAUCGGUACAUGUUCAUAUUAAAAUGAAACUGGUGCACAUUUACUGGUGCAUGUACAUGCAUGUACUGUAGGCAACAUCAAAAAUGCUAACAAGUUACCUACACAUAUCUGUACAGUCGACCCUCAUUAUUACGAAAUGCGCGGGACACAGUGGUAUGAGUAGGUGUACAGUGCCCACGUACCGGUACAAUGUACAUUUACAUUUAAUGUACAUGCAUACCCGUGAACAUGGUUGAUGUUAACGAUGUCAAAAAGAACUCUCGGUUGUGAUUAAAUAAAUAUGUUGAGAUGUGUUUAGAAUAAUAAACUUCACUGUCAUAUGACAACAUGUUUAAUGUAGAUGGGAGAUUAAAAAAAAGCAAAUACUUGUGAAAGCAUCGAUCCAGGGAUUUUUUAAAGACUUUCGAUCGUCAUGAAUGGGGAUGAAGCUUACUUAACGGCAUGCACAUGCAGACCUGUGUGUACCUGCAGGAAUGCCAAGACUCAUCAACCAGUGCCCCCGGUCCAUGUACAUGCCUUAGAUCAGCACCAACUCAACCAGAAGAAGCACACUCUCCAGGAGGUGAACCGGGAGGAGAACCUGCUCAAGGAGACGGCCACGCGAGAGGCCGACCUUGUCGAGCGUAUCUCGGACCUCGAGUCGGAGAACAAGAGCUACCGGCAGGAGCUGACCCACAUCAAGAUCGAGAAUGAGAGGCUGCACGCUCGGCACGGUGAGCUGGUGGUGCAGACGGAGAAGUUGGAGGUGGUGCGCAAGACACUCAAAGAUGAAGUUCGGGACAUUAAGUUCCGGGAGACCAGGCUCCUGCAGGACUACAGCGAGCUGGAGGAGGAAAAUAUUGCUAUGCAAAAACAGAUAUCGAUGUUGAAGUCCUCAGUUGUGGAAUACGAGGCCAUGAAACAUGAGAACCGCCGUUUGACUGAAGAGACCCAGUACCUGAACACACACAUCGAGGACCUGAUCCGUCUCAGAGAGAUCGCCGACAAGCAGAUCGAGGAGACGCUCCAAGCGCUGGAAGCCGAGCGGGAACAGAAGCACUACCUCAAGAAACAGCUAGACCAGGCCAUGAUCAUGGAGAUGGAGGCCUUCAACAAUGACCUCAUGAACAGCUCAGGCCUCUUGGGCGAGGACGCUGACUCAGAUACGGAGUCUCAGUCCCCCGAUCACCCCAUCCUGCGCCGCAUGGAGUAUGAAUUCCAGUCCACCAACGGCACCAAUGGUCUGCACAUGCACGGUCAGUCGACCUGCAUGGGCUCCGAUCUCUACAGCGAGAUGCAGUCCACAGAAGUUCAGAAGCUGGAGGAGCAACUGGCCAAAUUGCAGACAGAGAAAACAGAACUCUCCCAGAACUUGGAGCAGACCAUCGGGGCACUGAAUCGUCUCCCAGAUGACCUGAACAUCUCUGGAACAGACAGUGAAGGGGAGCCACUGCCUGAAGACUUGAGUGUCCACCACCGCAAGCUACUGAACCUUGUGCGGCUUGUCAAACACCACGAGAAGAAGUAUGCAACAGCGAUGUCCCAGAUAACUGCCUUGCAAGCAAAAGUGGACAAUCAGCAGGAUAAGUUGAAUGAGGAGAGCAAGAAGCCAGACCUGCAGUCAGAGGUGGACCUUCUGAAUGACCGGAACAGGCAUCAAGAGAUGACUAUCAAGAGUUUGCAGACACAGAUGAGACAGAUGAACGAUAUCAUCAUGGAAUCACAGGGUCACUUAAACUGUACACAGGAUGAACUGAUCAAUGUAAGUGAGGACUUGGCCCAGUUGUACCACCACGUGUGCGUGGUGAAUGGCGAGACUCCCAACCGCGUCAUCCUGGACCACCUCAAGGCAACAAGACAGAGCAGACGGGAGAGCUUCCGAGCAGAAAUUGCCAGCAGGUUAAAGGAGGUGUCAUUUGAUGCAGACAUGAGUAGGGAGAAACCUGUGAACUUGAAUGCUAGUGAAAAUGAUGGGAACAUCAGCACAGAUGAGAGCUCCUCACCUGCCUCUAGCAUCAAGUCAUCCACCCCCAUCUCUAGCCCAUCCAGGCGGAUACCAGAUGCCUCACCGAGAAUGGUUGGCAGCGACCCGAUCACCUGCAACAAUCUGUUGACAACCAUUCGGGAUCAGAUCAAGUAUCUUAAACGAUCUGUGGAGCAUGCGGUAGAAAUGUCACGGCAGCGCAGCAAUGAGACUGCCGGAUCGGCUGAAACAGAAGACUUGCGCGAGGAGGUCAUGAAACAGAAAGCGCUCCUUGCCACAAAACGAGACCAGAUUGUAACGCUCAGGACAGUCCUUAAGGCCAACAAGACAACAGCUGAGGUUGCUCUGGCCAACCUAAAGAGCAAAUACGAGAAUGAGAAAACCAUUAUCGCUGAGACGAUGAUCAAACUUAGGAACGAACUGAAAGCUCUCAAGGAGGAUGCAGCCACAUUUGCCAGCCUCCGCGCCAUGUUUGCCACACGGUGCGAUGAGUACGUGACCCAGCUGGACGAGAUGCAACGCCAGCUGGCCAGUGCCGAGGAGGAGAAGAAAACCCUGAACUCCCUGCUGCGUAUGGCCAUCCAGCAGAAGCUAGCCCUGACCCAGCGGCUUGAGGACCUGGAGUGCCACACCGAGCUGCAGCAGAUCAACCCCCGCAAGGCGGCACCCAGGCGCCACAAGCCCUCCAAAGUAAGAGACCCUGUCUACAUGCAGGGCUACGGCCCUCCCUUUGGGCUGUUCCCAAUGCCAUUGGCACCUCGGUUUCCUUCUCAAAUAAAUACCUUUCCUCACCCUGUUCCUCACCCUGUUCCUCACCCUGUUCCUCACCCCGUUCCUCACCCUGUUGCUCACCCGCCUCCCCCUCCCCAUUCUCCUCAUCAUCCUCCUCCUCCCCACUCUCCUCAUCGUCCUCCCCCUACUUCUACUCCACCCCUUCCCCCUGGUAUGUUGCCACCUCCACACCACCCUCAUCAUUUUCAUCACACUGGUCCCCACUAGUACAAACUAAACCUCUGCUGGUAUGUACUGUUCCUUCAGAUGCUCUUUUCCUUCCAGUGACUUACAUACUGCAAGUCAAAGUUUUACCAGAUUCUCUUUUCUUGUACACUCAUAAUUGGGCAUUAUAAGUCAUGAUUGUUUCCAACCUCACAAGAAGUUGAAAAAGAAUUUCUUUGUCAACUAGAUGAAAUAGAAUAAAUAGUCUGUUGCAAGAUGUUCCCUCAUUGUAGAACUUGAAGCGAUCAGAAAUCUCAGUUACCAGAUUUGGAUUUGAUAUGCUAAAGUUUGAUCGUAAAGCAUACAUGUACAUGUAACAGAAAAGUACAGAGAGCCCCAACCAAGGUUUAGAUCAAGGCUCAGAGCCCUUAAUAGUUGCUACAUUACAUCAGAAGCACCCAACUCAAAUCAAUCAAUUUCCUAUUUAAAAAUCGUGUGGGUUCUCUUACUGAGGGUCAAAAUCAAGGUCAGCUCAGUCAGUGCAACCAAGAUUUGACAGUAGCAAGUGCAUUGUACACGUACAUUGUAGUACUGUACAUGUAUGUAUGUCAUGCACGUAGUAAUUCCCUUGGCAGGCAGUGAAGCGCACACAACAUGUACAUGUAAAUUAACCUUGAGCAACUUUGCCCACGCCCACAGAUGUACGUAGGUACUUGUAAUACUAAUAUCUAAUACUCAUUGGAGGUGGCCCCAGAUGCAUUGCUUACAACUAUACUUGGCAUGCUGAUUUUUAUUUUCUUUUGGGUUGCAUGCAUUUCACUGCUUGUGUUGGUAUGACUAAUUCAGUUUGGUUUAUUUUGUGGCAUUUUCGUACUAACUUUGCAUGUUGAGUGGAGGUCAUACACGUAAAUUGCAUGCAUAAGUCAUUAUGUGGCAAAGCCCUUAACUGACCAGAAUGAUGUACAGUGUAUGUGCAAGGUUUGGUUUAGAAUUCUAAAUCUUUGACCUGUGCAUCUGAGUUGGAGAAGACCACAAGCUUUUAUUCUCUAAUUUCAUUUUCAGUAUCCAUGCAUCCAAGAAGAAGAAAUAAUCUGCAUGUACUUGUACACAUGUACAUGUACGUGCACAUGAACAAAUUGACUUAUAAGGACCAGCAUUUAAAGAAACAUCCACAGACUUAAUUUUGCUAUACAUGUACAAUGUACAUGUACAUUUAUGAACCUUUAGCAUUACUGACAUAGCCUACAGAUACAUGUACAUGUACAAGUAUGUACUGGUUUACACACAGUACCCGGUACAUGAACAGGUUCAUGCACAUUGUACAUGUAGGCCUGUACAUGUACAUGUAUGUGUAUACUGGUGCAUGUACAUGUUGUGUGUAUGUGUACAUGUGCAUAUUUAGGGCCUACACUAGACUCACUCAUACAUGUUCAUGUAUACAGUUGGACAUGUAUACAUGUACAUGUACAUACAUGUACCGUACACUUCAUCUUGUGCUCAUAUACAUGUGCACGUAUGUCGUACAAUUGAGGGCUAUGGUACUGUGUGUACACGUCACCACAUCCUUUCCAGUUGCAAGAAACCGGUAUUGCUGCCCAACAUGACAGUAGCGCUGCUACAUACACAUGUACAGGUGAACUGGUACAAACAGCGUGGAAAUGUACAUGUACAUCAUGUCCUACAUAGAUAUUUACCAUACCAGUACAACUCUUCAAAGCGGAUUUCCUGUUACCUGUACUGGGGGUUUCUUUCAAAAGUUUCAAAUUUGAAUCAGGAACUUAUGUUCGUUGUGAUGCAUAUGUAGGCAUUGCAACUUGUGUUAUUGCCAUGCACCUUUCAAGGAAAAAUGUAGAUUUUAGGGUUGACUGUAUAAAUAGCAGAACAACUAGUAAAUGGGAACAAAUUAAAUUUGUAAAAAGCGAAGUUUCUGGGAUUGCUCGGGGCUUUGGAAUUAAGUCUGUUGUUGGUUCGCCACAAAAGUCACCUUUGUUGAUAUUUUGAAUUGAACAAGAGCAUUGUUACUGACCACAUUUUUUUGUAAGCUAAAUUGCCAGGAGUGAAGCAGAAUGAGGAUUGGAAUGUGCAGAUCGAUGUCUAGCAACAGGUUGAUUGGUGGUGUCUUGUCAACAAGCCCAGUGAACAAAUAAAUUAGGUUUUAGUCCUUGCCCACGGGCCUUGGCCUUUUUCCAUAGUUUUUCCAUCCCUGUCUUUAAAAGUCCUUGAUAAGAAAUACUUCAUUUACUCAUGGCCUAAUUAUACAUACUGAUACAUUGUACAUGUACACGUACCAUUUCUCCACCGAGGUUCAAAAUCAUAGUGUUCAUAAUCCUAGCUGUACACUUUUACAUUACACAAAAAUAUAAAUUACAUUGUACACAAAAUGCAGUGCUUGUACAUGCACUCGUACAUAAACACUUCUUGUUUCUUUUUGUGUCCCCAAGUUUAUUAAUUAUUUUAAUACAUAAUGUACAUGUGGGUAAACUUAAAUUACACCAGUAGAAUCCCCAAAUUUGAUACCUUUACUUGGUAUGCGUACUUAUUUUCAGCCUUCCUCAAGGAAUGUUGCCAAACAGAAAUGUUUGGAGCUCACCAGAAUUUCAUUUUCUAUCAGUACAUGUGUACAUACAGUAGCUCACGUUUAAACUACAUGUAUAGUAUUGAAAAAAUGCUUGAGGAAAGUACAGAACACCUGUAUACAUGUACAUGUAUAUGUACAUGUAUGUGUGAUGUACAUGUACACAUACAGUACAUACCUUGUAGGACAGGCCACACCAGAGGCCCUCAUGGAUUUCAGGCCUUGAGGCUUACACUAUUGCAGGAUAUGUGUUGAAAAUCCAACCUUGUACAUGUAACUCUUUCACGAUUGAAGGAAAAGGUCACUGGAUCAGCCAAUUUGUGCACACUGAUUUUUAUGGUGCAGUGUCAGUUAACUGUGGGAUGGACUUUCGUUAGAUCCCAGGUUGUUCUUCUUGGGUUGUCCUCACCAGAUGUAAGGGUAUCCACUAUGGUGAAAUUGUGUGGAAUUAUGGUGUGUUGUGUGGUGUGGCCCUGCAUGAAACCUGGUGCUGUUUUAUUGUCACACAGGGAGUGUUCCAGGCAUGCCUAAGCCAUUUCAUAAUAGACUUUGAGUAAUGGACCUGUGCUCAGAAUUGUACACAUUGAAACUUUGCCUUUGAAAUGUGCUCAUAUCUCAUGCACCCUCUUGCCCAAGCAUCCACAUGCAUGUCAUUGCUACAAAGGGAGGAGGCCUACAUCCUUUAUCAAAGGGACAAAUUCAGUUUUUGUAACAAAUGGACCUUGAGCAGUUUCAUCAUGCACAUACAGGUGGUCCACAUGUACGGUAGCUCAUAGUAGCCAUAACCUUGCUUCUUAAUACUUGAGAUAUAUUCAGUUGGUGACAUAAAGAGUAACUUGAAGAUAUUUUCCAUAAUCGAAAUGGCUGUGGCAUCCUGUGAACACUGAAGGCUGUGACCAUAUUUUUGUUUAAAAUGUACCGUAAACUAUGUGCAGAUCCUCCCCCCCUCCAUGUUUAUGAAAUUAGGCUCACAUUGAGUUAAUACACGCCUCCCUAAAAAUUGAAUAAUUAUCCAGAAUGCUGCAAUUGCUAUUCAAAUCAGCCUUGCAAAACAUUUUUAAAAUGCAGUGUAAGCAUUCAUUGGCUCAAAGUUUAGGUCAGAUUUCAAGCAUGAAAGAUGUCGCCCGCAUGUUCCUUCACCCUACAGCAGCAUACCGUACAGACGUGUACAUGUAGUCAGGCUGUGUCCAGAAUCUACUGACUGCGACUACCAGUAUGCAGUAAUGCAGAUCUGUGGAAAGUGGCUGUAACUACUAGCCACCCCAGCCGUAGCCAUUGCAUUCAAAUGCAGCCGUAAUUUGACCAACACAAAUGUGAUACUGUACAUUUAAAUUUAAACCUUGAAGAUGUAUCUUCGGGGUUCAGACCAAUGAAACCAUGGAGAACCAUGAAGUAUUGUAUUUUUUUCACCAUUACCUGCCAUGCUUACUGGUAGCACUCUUUGAAAUAUGUCUAGCUACAUGUAAAGUAGUUAUUCACAUGUACACUAAGCCUGAAUAAUUUACCCUACAAUGGCAUUAACACCAUAACAGUCCUCAAGCCUUCACCAGUUCGAGUAGUGAGGACCGUUAGGGUUAACCACCAACAACGCAAAGUUCAAAUUAAAAUCCACAAGAAGGGUAGAUUUUGCUGUAUUUGGAUGAAAUUCAGGUUUGGGUAUGUGCAUUGUACAAAGUACAUAUACAUGUACAUGUUCCUCUCAUCGGUGGAAAACAUGGAGGCUUGGGCGACAGUCUGAUGCCCCUUUUCUGUGCAAGUUGGACCCACAUGGAUGGUAGAUGGAAAAGGAGAACACGUAGAACGACGUGCAUCACAUGCAUAUUAUUCUCAGAAAGUGCACAGUACCAGUACAUAUUUUAUGUGUCCUGAGCAUAAUACGCAUAUAUGACGCACGUUGUUCUACGUGUUUUCCUUCUCUGUCUACCCACAUGGCUGCCCUAAAGAUUGGUGUAAUUGCCCAUGUGCAUUCUCUGCACUGUGUCACUGCAUGGGCGAUCGUUGCUUAGGUAAAAGAGGAUUCCCAUCUUAAGCCUUUCCUCCACGGCUGUACAUGUACAUGCAGGUACAUACACAUGUACCUGCAUGUCUACAUUGGAUCACAUACAUGCCCAAAUUUGGUUAUUUUACUCAGCGUCUCUGGAUGCAAUUGGUCAAUCUGUGGGAUUUCUCAAUCUUUGUGCAAUCUGGGGAUCAUAUUGCAUUUACCGGUAAUUUGCUGACAUUUCCAUCAUCAGCCAAUCGCCUGUUUUUUUCUGUUUCCAAUAAGGGAAGUAAAUUGGAGAUUUUCUACACAUGCACAUGUAGGAUCGACUAAUUGCGCAGCAUGGCCGGGUGAUUGUUCAGAUUGGCCAACUGUGCCCGGUACACCCAUUUGUGAACUUUAUUGGAUGGUUCUUCAUUAAGUUGGAUUUGGGUUGAUUUGGAGUACGCAAAUAGGUCUUGGUAAAUAUGUUUAUGAAGUUUAGUUAGGCCAACUGUUUUUAUUCAUUGGAUUAGGAAUGCACCCACCUUGAAAAAUACAGUUUUAGAAAAAUAUAUCGGGACAUUGAGAAAAGAUCAGUUUUUUCCAGUCGUGGAAAGGAUAGGUGAAGGAUAAUUUUGCCUGAUGCAAUGAAUUACAUGUAAGUGAAAUAACACAUACAUGUAGUAUUCAAGAUGCACCGCCAAUGUGAGGCUGACCAUUUCUAGUCUUGUUGUGGAGAGUAUGCCCAGAAAUUUGAUCCCUUAAUCCUGAAAAAAAAUUAGAUGUACUAGUUGUAAGUUAAAAAAGUAAGUUAACUUGAUAUUUCAUUCUGGCCUGUGACCCUGCCUACUUUCAUGUUUUUUUUACAAGUAAUACAGUGCAGUAUAAAAUAAAUAAAUAAAAAUGCUGGCCUUACUGUUUGUGCACUUGGGAUUACUUUGUGUGUGCGCACACAUGUACAUGUACUGGUCUUUAUCGGUGCAAACGUUUCAUUUACAUACAUGUACAUGUACACGAUGAGCAUGUAUUGAUAGACACGCACAUGUACAUGUACCGUGCAUCAGGGCAUGUAUUUGAAUAGGUCCACUUAGGUGCCGUAAAUUGCAGCUACAUGUACAAAUGUUUUAAAAUAUCAAAUUUAAAGCAAUAAGUAAUAAAAGUAGUUUUGCUACCAGACAACUAAAACUCUACCUUACCCGCUACAUUGCACAUGUAGAAAAUGCUAAUUAUGGUACAGAUAGGUACAUGUAAGUUUCUGAAGAGCAUAGAAAUCCAGCAUACUCAGUGUACAUGUAUAUGUGCAUGUAGUUGUUUCAGCCAGGGUACAGCUGCAGCUAAUUUAGCUCAAGGCAGGCAGAGAUGGUGACUGAAGGCUCAUCUUACAGUCUAUGUGUACAACUCCAUUCAAAAUAGGAUCAAUUCCUAGAAAUGUUAUGUGUCAUUCACAUGUUUGUAUGGUGAUGAUUCUAUUAUUUACAGCAAGCUCACAAGGAGUUGUUUGUCGUCAGCACUGUAUGCAAAGCUUUUAUGCUUGUACCUGUAACCAAAAAUUUUGAAAGCAAAACAGAAUUCUGUUCUUGAUAGAAAAACGUCUGUAAAUUACCCAAUUGACUAAAAUUACAUAGAUUUAUGUACCAGCACACAUCAUACAUGUACAUGUACGAUAUGGCGUGUUUCUGAUAUUUCUAAAAUGCCAUUGUGCAUGUACGUGUACAUGUAAACUUAAAAAUCUUCACUUGGGACAAGGACACAUGAACGAGACAAAUUCCACAAUUUGGGAGGAAACUUCUUUGACCGGUAUAUUUGUAAGGUCCGAUAGAGAGCUGUUUUGUUGUCCUGAUUCUCACCAACUCAGUCAUACUCCAUUUCAUGCAUUGUAAAUAUGUCAGUAAACUUCUAACGGCCAAGGUUAAUUUAAAUGUUUGAGACUACCAGUACUUUACAAGGGGAUAAGGCAUUCUAUAAUGUACCUACAUGUAGGUAUAAUUAGAUUUAACAUUUAUUUAAUCCAAUAUACAUGUACUUAUACCGGUACAUACAGGGGGUAUAGUAAACAUAAUGUAACCACAACUCAUUUGUAAAGUGUUUACAUACGAAAUGUCCAAAUAAUGAAAUGGUUGUAAAAAAUUGUGGCACCUACCGCCACUGCAUGUAUACAUAUACAGUACUCUGUAUACAUGUACAGUAUGUACCACAUUGUAACCAAAGUCUACAUGUACCAGUAGGCUUCUACAUGUAUGUAAGCAGUAUUACAGAUUUUUACUAAUGUAUGUAUUAAAUUAUGUAAAGUACCAGUACACUGCACAUGUACAUGUUUUAAUUAGUAAGCAAUUGAAUGUUAAUGUUUUAUUUGCCAUAGAGUGUUCCUGUGCUCACAAUACAUAUGUAGGCUGCAUCGGAAAGUCUGUUGUGGCCAACAGUAUUAUGAGUGAUGGCUGCCGUCAGUGUGUGGCUACCAUUUAUUAUGUUAUUGCAAAACUAUAGCCAGAUCUUUGACGCAGUAAGAAGCCAUGAUGAGCAUUGAUGCAUGUGUGUGUACAUGUACCUUGUUUGUAAGGUUCUACCAAGCAAGGUUGUCACAUGGAUCUUAGCUGGCUAGAGACACCCUAUAGAGGAUUUUUCAGUGGUCAAUGUUUGAUAUACACAGAUGUGCGGGGAAUGCAUGCGCCUUUAAAGUCUCUCAAUAUUCUGGUGUGCAUGAAAUGGCCAAUAGAAAGACACAGAUUUGAAAAUGUAUGCCCCUGCACGGACAUGGUAGGCCUUUACCUGUCAUGUUACAGUAGGUCACGUGAAAAACCUCUGUUGGUUAUUAAAGAAAUUUUUAGUGUGCCACUGGUGCAUGUACAUGUAUCACAGUGUACCAAAUAGUAAUGGCUUCAAAUUGGUCACUGAAUUUGUCUAUAGUUUAGCUACUUGUGAAUGUAUACUUGUGAAUUUUAUUCUGUACCCAGCUGCAAAAUGUGUGACACUUGCAUGUUUAUUAAUUUGUUUUCAACGUUAAUAGCAAGCAGUAUUUAUGUGCAGACAUGCAUAUAUCCAUAGCGGGACAUGGAGAGUUUCCUAAUGCCAUCAGACUUUGCACAGUUUGCAGUAAUUUACCCAGUCUAAUUAAAAGCCAAAACAUUAUGGUGUUUAUAACCGAAUCUACCAUGUUUCAAAUCUUAGCUCAAAGAAUUUUAAUUAACCAAACUCACUUGUACUGUGUACAUUUUUUUACAUGUACAUGUACAUGUAUGUCACUGCUAACUGUGCUACGUGUAUCUUUUGUGCUAUAGUUUGAAAUGUUCAGGCAUUUGUAUGAUCCGUGUGCAUUACUAAAAGUUAUUUUCAUAUGUGAAGGCUACCUGUACGGUACAUGUACUGACCUGGUAGUGGGGUCUAUGCUUGAACUACAUGUACAUGCUCAUUCCGGUAGGUACAAGUAAAUAAAGCGCUGUACAGGAUUUUAUAUCGGCUACAGCUGACGGCUCCCAUAGGUGCAUGUAUUAUUGCCUACAGUGCUCAGUCCAGAUUGCUGUAUAUGUUGCGCGCAGCAUCAGAAGUGCCCUACAUGUACAUGUAUUUUUUUAUUGAAAGUUUUUUUUUUAACCAUUCCCAGAGUUUGUGAAUGCUGUUAAGUACAGAAUCCAUUAUACUCUAGACUUACAUAAAGUGCAAAUACAUGUAGUAACGAUCCAGCAUCUGUCCUCUUAGCUUUUUUCUUCAGAGACUUGGGAGUCACUCGUACAUUACCCAUAGCAUGUGUGUAUAACCUUUGGCAGUUGCUAUUUAAGUACGGUACAUGUAUUGACCAAUAAAAACAAGAUCCUUUUGGUCCGUAACCGAAGUCCGUAAUUUGAUGUUUUGGAUCGAAUGAAUCCUAGGUAUGCCAAUACAUUCUUGCAAAUUAAUCUAAAUGUACAUGUCCACGCUCAGUGUGUAUUUACAUGCGUAUAUUGAUCAGUGAAGGGGAGAAAUUGGUCCAGUACAAGACAAGCUCCUUAAAAGUAAACAAAUUUCAGUGAUAGGAGGUUGGAAAUCGAAAGUUGGAAAUCCUUGAAUACCAAAAUGUACGCUCAAGGAUUUUCCUGGAGACAGAACACCAGAUGGAUUUGUUGUGGAUUUUGCCAUCAUGUUCCUGGUGUUCAUGUGGCAGGUGAAUGUAAUUAAACCUAUAUACAGCAUUUGCAAAGAAAAACAAAAUGAGCUGUUUCCAGUUAUUUGUGUACUGUUGGUCUCUAUGUAUGCGUGUGAAAAUGUCACGUGUAUUUUAUAGGCACUGGAAUACUUGACCUUAAUAAGCACACAAGGAUAGGUUUAAGCCAUACCGGUACCCUUGCUUGACUGUGCAUUCCACCCAGUGUGCUACCAAAUUUGCACUUUAUACAUGUAAGUACCGGUCUCCCAGAAUUAGAAUUGACUUGACCAUUGAGUUCCCCCGACAUGUACCAAAGUGCUGGUACUCUAACCUGGAGUUCAAUUUUCAUCGGUGCCCGCACUGCCAUGCCUGAAUUCACCACAGUGUCAAAGGAGAUAGUACUCCAGUGGAAAGGAGGACAGCUUCUACUGUUGUGUUUGUACAGAGGCCCGUAGAUCAUCGCAGCAAUCACCCACUCUCAAGCAUCAUUACCUCUGAAGAGUGAAGCAUCCAUUAGAAUACUGAGGGUCCCAACCAAACAAGUGUACUGUCUCUGUCAUGAACUUGUAUCGAAAUGUGGAGGUUCCAUAACUGUUCCAAACUUCCUAUCAGGAUGUUACCAUGAAAGGUGUCUGAAUUUACAUGAAUUUCAGACACUGUGAGCUUUUAAAUUGGUAGGUUUGAGCACCAUUUACCAUUUAGUGUUGUUGAGAAUUGAAAACAAAAGUGUUACUUGAGAAUAAUUUUGAUGCAUCCUUUUUAAGUCUAUAGAAAACUUUGAUGUACCCAGAAAUGGGUACUAAUAGAAUAGUUAUUGGUCUUAACAGUAAUGUCAUCCAUGACUCACUGCUUUCCUCCUGCAGUGCCGGAUCAAGAGGGAAAAGUGACCAUAAAAUGCCUUUUCAAGACAAAGUAUAACUUAAUCCAAAACAUCCAAGUUACUUUGUUACACAUGUAUGUUACCAGAGAUCCCAAACCUUACACAAUAUAUAUGUAGCACUGCACUUAAAGUUUUAUGUAAUCCAGCCCUUCAGAUGCUUGAAGUAAGUCAGUUUGCUGUUUUGAAUAAACACUUGUUUUGCUGCAGGAAGUGUUUGGCGCCACA
Molecule: messenger RNA, 13020 nt
Organism: Acanthaster planci (crown-of-thorns starfish)
Lineage: Eukaryota; Metazoa; Echinodermata; Asteroidea; Valvatida; Acanthasteridae
Product: protein bicaudal D homolog 2-like
Biological process (GO): regulation of microtubule cytoskeleton organization; protein localization to organelle; microtubule anchoring at microtubule organizing center
Cellular component (GO): cytosol; Golgi apparatus
Molecular function (GO): dynactin binding; cytoskeletal adaptor activity; dynein complex binding
Source: RefSeq, a predicted model, not a curated record